AUGUCUGCGGCAGUUUCUAAUAUGUUCGACACCAUUUUGGUGCUGGACUUCGGUUCUCAAUAUUCUCACUUGAUCACUAGAAGAUUGAGAGAGUUCAACAUCUAUGCUGAGAUGCUUCCUUGCACCCAAAAGAUUUCUGAGCUGGGUUGGAAACCAAAGGGUGUUAUCUUGUCGGGUGGUCCUUACUCGGUGUAUGAGGAAGGCUCUCCUCAUGUUGACCGCGCAAUCUUCGAUUUGCAGGUGCCGAUCCUCGGUAUCUGUUAUGGGUUGCAGGAACUGGCCUGGAUCGACGGAAGUCAUGUCGGCCGUGGCGACAAGAGGGAGUACGGGCCGGCUACCUUAAAUGUGGUCGACUCAAACCACCGUUUAUUCAAAGGCAUUGACCGUUCGAUCGUUUGGAUGUCACAUGGAGACAAGCUGCAUGGGCUGCCAAGCGACUAUGAGGUUAUUGCCACAUCUGAGAACUCUCCUUACUGUGGUAUUGGCCAUACGAAAAAAGACAUCUUUGGCAUUCAAUUCCAUCCAGAGGUUACUCAUUCUACCCAGGGCAAACUUUUGCUGAAGAAUUUUGCAGUUGAUAUUUGUAAGGCGCAGCAAAACUGGACCAUGGAGAACUUCAUUGAGACUGAAAUCCAAAGAAUUAGAAACCUUGUUGGACCCACUGCAGAAGUCAUUGGUGCUGUGUCUGGUGGUGUUGACUCCACUGUUGCAUCAAAACUUAUGACUGAAGCUAUCGGUGACAGAUUUCACGCAAUUCUUGUUGACAACGGUGUCCUGAGAUUGAACGAAGCCGAGAAUGUUAAAAAAACUCUAGUUGAAGGGUUAAAUAUUAACUUGACAGUUGUAGACGCUUCUGACGAGUUCUUGGAUAAAUUGAAAGGUGUCACCGAUCCUGAAAGAAAGAGAAAAAUCAUCGGUAAUACCUUCAUCCAUGUGUUUGAAAGAGAAGCUGCAAAAAUCAAGCCGAAGGACGGCAAAGAUAUCGAAUUCUUGUUACAAGGUACUUUAUACCCAGAUGUUAUUGAAUCUAUUUCAUUUAAAGGUCCCUCUCAAACUAUCAAAACCCAUCAUAAUGUUGGUGGUUUAUUGGAAGAUAUGAAAUUGAAACUAAUUGAGCCAUUGAGAGAAUUGUUCAAAGAUGAAGUUAGACAUCUUGGUGAAUUGUUGGGUAUUUCUCAUGAACUAGUCUGGAGACAUCCUUUCCCAGGUCCAGGUAUCGCGAUUCGUGUUCUUGGUGAAGUGACUAGAGCACAAGUCGAAAUUGCGAGAAAGGCUGAUCACAUCUACAUUGAAGAGAUCAAAAAAGCUGGAUUAUAUAAUAAUAUUGCUCAGGCCUUUGCCUGCUUGCUGCCAGUUAAGUCUGUUGGUGUUAUGGGUGAUCAAAGAACUUAUGAACAAGUUAUCGCUUUGAGAGCCAUUGAAACUACUGAUUUCAUGACAGCCGACUGGUAUCCGUUCGAGCACGACUUCUUGAAAAGAGUCGCUUCUAGAAUCGUUAAUGAAGUUGACGGUGUUGCAAGAGUUACCUACGAUAUUACUUCUAAACCACCAGCUACUGUUGAAUGGGAAUAA
Molecule: messenger RNA, 1572 nt
Organism: Zygotorulaspora mrakii
Lineage: Eukaryota; Fungi; Ascomycota; Saccharomycetes; Saccharomycetales; Saccharomycetaceae
Gene: GUA1
Product: GMP synthase (glutamine-hydrolyzing)
Exons: 1
Coding region: 1-1572 (523 amino acids)
Biological process (GO): GMP biosynthetic process
Cellular component (GO): cytosol
Molecular function (GO): GMP synthase activity; ATP binding; GMP synthase (glutamine-hydrolyzing) activity
Source: RefSeq, a predicted model, not a curated record